This is a messenger RNA of Guyanagaster necrorhizus, 1965 nucleotides long. RefSeq lists its product as uncharacterized. Bases 1 to 1965 code for a protein of 654 amino acids. The transcript has a single exon. NCBI's taxonomy places the organism in Eukaryota, Fungi, Basidiomycota, Agaricomycetes, Agaricales, Physalacriaceae. The record is from RefSeq and is a predicted model, not a curated record.
AUGAGUACAAACACAUACCCCUCACCAGCGUCGUCGGCGACUCAGUCCAAUGUCGAGCCAGAGCAAGUGGCGCAACCUCCAUUGACUACGUCUCGGGCGCCAGAUCAUUAUCAAACGCAGACGAACCUUCAGCACGCAUCUACUGCACUCCAGGCAGCAUACCGUCGAAUCCGUCAAGUGAGACGAAGCCUGCUGGAACUGUCGGACGCCAUUCCAACACGCGAUUGGGAGAACAGGGUCGAAGGUGACUCUGAACUGAGGCCUAGACACGACGCCAUUAUGCUUACAGGCUCCAUGUUCGAUGAUUCUGGCGAAUCCUCUGAUGAGCCCUUUGAAGUUGACCGGCUUCGAGGCGCCUUGCCUGCAAUCGAGGGACGGGACCUUGAGCGACAAUCUGACCCAGCGCGGUCAAGUCUCUAUUUCGAUUUCGUUCGCGAAAAUGACAUCUCAGACGUUCCUUCACGUUACAGUCGCCUUCCUCUUGCACCGCUUGGUUCCAUUUCAGAAAGCACGACGCCCCCACCAGCCCCAGCUCCUCCUCCGCUCAUCCUGAAUUCACCUAUCAGCCCCCCUCGUUUGCCACGAAGAUCAUUGCUGGAAUCAGGCCUGCUACGCCGUCGUGAACUCAGUGACGAUCCUAGCACAACCACUGGUCGCCGUGUUGCAGCUCUUGAAGCAGCAGGUUCAAACAACUAUGUUGAUUCGCCCGUUGCAAUGUCAGCGUCCGACGAGCUCCUGGCAUUACCUCUUUCUGCCGAGCGUGAUUUUGAACAUUUACGUUCAAUUGUGCGCCAGCGUCGUUCUGAUCCGGGUGUAUCGGCCAGAGUAGACUUGCUACUCGAAAAUAUCCGUCGGACAAAUGGUGAUCGACCCACUCGGAGCUUAGACACACCAAACACGCAGAGAAAUGGAAGCCAAAUGGCACCUAAUCCUACUCCAAGGACAUCUUACGGCUCUCGCAGGUUUAGAUAUUCACGACCAACAUCCAUGCAGUCACCAGUGUCUCCCUCGUCAGACACAUUAUCGUUGUUAUCAAACUUCUCCAUUCAGAAUUUGCCAACUCCAACAUCUUCCAUACUCUCACAUCCGCCCCUUCUAUUUGACGAGCCCUUAAGUUAUGCUCAACCAUCAGACCCCAACUUCCAGUCUCGCAGUGCGGUGGAUCGAGACGGCAGUGUGAUGGAGGACCAGGACAGAAGAGGAUACUACAUUAGUCGACGAAUCAAUUCAGAAGGGCAAGAACAUGUACACAAUGUUCAGGCUGAUUGGUCGGAUGAUGCAAUGGCCUGGUUGAUGCCCACAAGAGAUCGGCUUCAGCAGGAUCAAUCGGCACAGAGCCGGAUACAUACUCGCAGACCUAGGGAUGGUACAAUUACCGGUCCAAGGGUGACGUCUCCCCUGCCAGAACCUGCGACUCAUCGGCGUCGUUGGAGUGAGCCACUCACUUUAUUUACUCUCGAGAUCAAUGCAUUGACUUAUUUUUUUCAAGCGCACCUUGAUGCGGAUGGCAACGAGAUUCCUUAUGAUGAAGAAGAGGAGAUCGAACGUAAUCGCAUCCAUCAACGCCUUCGAACUCACGAGCGUCGUUUGACAACACAACCGGUCAUCGAGCCUUCUACACAGCGACUGUCUGACCUUGUUCCCGUUACUCAGACUUCAAUUUAUGCCGACGACGAUGCCACUAUCUAUCGACGGCCUCGUGUCAGGCUUGGCCGUCUAGAAGGCGGCGACCUUUUUGAAUAUAAUCGGGCGUCUUUGGACCUUUCAAUUGGCCAAAACGAUUACCUCUAUCCCAGCCGGCGCACUGCGCCUUCGAAUGAGGAUCCGGAGUAUUAUGGUUCGGAUGUACCGUUCUAUGUCGACCCCUUGCCCAUGCCUCUAUCGGAGAUGGUGUCUUCUCCGUCAUUGCAACUAGAGAAGAGCGCCGUUCGAGUCCAUAAGAACGCCAGUCUCGCAGGGAGAUAA